UUAACACAGAGUUUGUGCGCCGCCGGAGCGCAGAGACACCCGAGGCCGCCGUCACCUGCCAGCACGAGCACAGGCGGACACGGUACCGGAGGACUGACGCUACAGCAGCUUUUACCGACGAACGCGAGGAGCAGGGAGCCGAGAAAAGCGCCGGAGCGGCCGCCGCAUCGCUGCCCGCCUCUCCUGUCGAAGAAGCCCGGUGCUGAGCGGAAAAGACCGUUCAGAGAGACCGGCAACAAGAACGGGAGGAGGACGAGCAGAGUAGAGGCUCUGAAUAACAGCUGAGGAGGAUUCAAACUGAGGAAUUAUCACAACAUUCAGAGUGAACUCUGCCCCGUGGAUGUGUCUGUUUUUUUACUAUUUCUAAGGAGAGUCAUUCAUCGGAAAAGACAUUAAUCUUUUUUGACAGUAAUUUUUCACCUCGACGUCUUGCCUGGGAGAUAAAAGAUUUGCUACUCUUUCGUCUUUGUGAACCUUUUGAUCGCCAAAUUUUAGAGAAAGUCCAGGAGCUGAAGGGGAUUUUUUUUUUGCGCAAUCUCUUUCAUUUUCUGUUGUUACGUCUCUGUUAUCUCACUCUUUUUUUCCUGAUGACGUUCUGUUUCUCAUAAAAGAAAGAGGACUGUUUCAAGUUUCCCUGACAGGAGCUCCGAUAGCAUUUGCAUUCCUGUUUUGCUCUCACAAGGGGACACAUCCUCCCUUGUGUGUGUGACUGAGCGUCCCUCUGCGAUACAUUGACGUGUCUCAGGGGACAAUAACCAGUCCUGUGUGUCUCUUCUGGGAAAAAUGGGAUCGGAAAAGGACUCAGAGUCGCCUCACUCCUCGGUGAGCGGCGUCCCCAAUCCUAAGUGCCGUGCGGCGGGCAAACGCCAGGGCCGCAUCUCCUUUCACAGCCUCUUCCACAGCAAACGGGGCUCUCGGGGCGCCAGGGGCCCCAAAGGAGGAGCCGCCACCCCUUUAUCCCAUCAUCACCAACACCACCACGCACAACAGCUUCUCCCGACUGCCUUGAGCUCAGUGCCCGCCGCAGCCUCUGCUACGCCCACAACGACCACCACCACAGCCACCACAACCCCCCAGGACGCUGCCUCCAGCACCCCUUCAAAGCCACUCUCCUCCAGCCAGCCGUCUCUGGGUGGAGCCCCGUCCUCCGGGGACGCCAACCUCCUGGAGUGCCCCCUGUGCCUGGUGCGCCAGCCCGCCGACCAGCUCCCCGAGCUGCUGGGGUGCAGCCACCGCUCCUGCCUCUGCUGCCUGCGGCAGUACCUCCGCAUCGAGAUCACAGAGAGCCGAGUCCAGCUCAGCUGCCCCGAGUGUGCCGAGAGACUGGCCCCGCGACAGGUGGCAGACAUCUUGGAUGACGCGGCCCUACUGGAGAAGUACGAGGAGUUCCUGCUGCGGAGGUGCCUCGCCUCCGAUCCAGACUGCCGAUGGUGCCCGGCGCCUGACUGCGGGUAA
This is a messenger RNA of Plectropomus leopardus (leopard coralgrouper), 1455 nucleotides long. NCBI's taxonomy places the organism in Eukaryota, Metazoa, Chordata, Actinopteri, Perciformes, Serranidae. The record is from RefSeq and is a predicted model, not a curated record.